Pediculus humanus corporis (human body louse) is the source of this 1032-nucleotide messenger RNA. Its product is annotated as malate dehydrogenase, putative. Lineage: Eukaryota; Metazoa; Arthropoda; Insecta; Psocodea; Pediculidae. Bases 1 to 1032 code for a protein of 343 amino acids. The transcript is spliced from 6 exons. Gene Ontology annotation, biological process: malate metabolic process; oxaloacetate metabolic process; tricarboxylic acid cycle. The record is from RefSeq and is a predicted model, not a curated record. Gene Ontology annotation, cellular component: cytosol; mitochondrion. Gene Ontology annotation, molecular function: L-malate dehydrogenase (NAD+) activity.
AUGACCUUUCGAAAGUCACUUGUCGUUAUGAGUGCUGAACCAAUUCGAGUUGUUGUUACCGGAGCUGCCGGACAAAUUGCUUAUUCUCUUCUAUAUCAAAUUGCUCAUGGAGAUGUAUUCGGACCUAAUCAACCUCUCAUUCUUCAUCUUUUGGACAUUCCACCAAUGAUGGGAGUUCUCGAAGGUGUUGUAAUGGAACUAACGGAUUGUGCUCUACCAUUACUUUAUGAAAUUGUACCGACAGCUGAUCCUGGAGUUGCCUUUAAAGAUGUUGAUGCUGCUUUUCUUGUCGGUGCCAUGCCAAGAAAAGAAGGAAUGGAAAGAAAAGAUUUACUUAGUGCCAAUGUUAAAAUAUUUAAAAUUCAGGGAGAAGCAUUGGACAAAUUUGCUAAAAAAACAGUCAAAGUUUUAGUCGUUGGCAAUCCUGCUAAUACGAAUGCUCUUAUAUGCUCAAAAUUUGCACCAUCAAUUCCGAAAGAAAAUUUUUCUGCUAUGACGAGACUUGAUCAAAAUCGUGCUUCAGCUCAAAUUGCUCUCAAACUUGGUGUCCCAAUUUCAAAUGUUAAAAAUGUUAUAGUUUGGGGUAAUCAUUCCAGCACUCAAUAUCCGGAUGUUUUUCAUGCAACUGUUCAUAAACAAGGUUCUAAUCCAGUGCCUGUUUAUGAUGCCGUCAAUGAUACAAAAUGGUUACAAGAGAAUUUUGUUACAACCAUUCAAAAAAGAGGAGCAGCAGUUAUUUCAGCGAGGAAAAUGUCAUCUGCAAUGUCUGCUGCCAAAGCUGCAGGGGAUCACAUGAAAGAUAUUUGGCAUGGAACGCAACCAGGGUGUUGGGUAUCGAUGGGUGUCGUUUCAGAUGGAUCAUAUGGCAUUCCUAAAGAUAUUGUUUUUUCAUUUCCUGUCACCAUUGAAAAUAAAAAUUGGAAAAUUGUACAGGGUUUGAAUUUGGAUGGAUUUUCAAAAGGAAAAUUAGAAUUGACUGCAAAAGAAUUAUUGGAAGAAAGACAAGAAGCUUUGGAAGUUUGUAACAAGUGA